Molecule: messenger RNA, 2040 nt
Organism: Juglans microcarpa x Juglans regia
Lineage: Eukaryota; Viridiplantae; Streptophyta; Magnoliopsida; Fagales; Juglandaceae
Product: probable polyamine oxidase 4
Exons: 10
Coding region: 508-1986 (492 amino acids)
Biological process (GO): polyamine catabolic process
Cellular component (GO): peroxisome
Molecular function (GO): polyamine oxidase activity
Source: RefSeq, a predicted model, not a curated record
UUUAUAACUAGAAAAUAGUCAUUCUCCACGGCCAUUGCUACCGCUCUAUAACUAUUUCUUUCGGGCAGCCAGAUUGAGCGAGCGACGCGAAGCGAGGCGCGAGGGAUCUCUGGUUUUUCUUUUUCUUUUUUACGACGAAGAUAGAGAGAGAGCGAGAUAAACUGGGGGAGAAGAUCAUACGAUAUUCAUCUAUGCAAUCGACGCCCAACACUUCGAUCCUAUGAGCUGGUUUGACAAGCUACGUUGUUCUUCCAAUCUGAGCCGCUUCAUUGCCGGCCUUCUCAUCUUCAUUCUCUAUCAUUCUUUCCAGUUUGUUUCUAAUUUCUUGAUUCCUAUACACCCUUCAAAUAAAUCAUUAUAAUCGCUCGCUUUGUCAACGUUCCUAGCAAAUUCAGAUUCGGAUUUCUCUUUCGCGUCUUCCUUUCUCGUCUCUGAGAAUCACCCUUCUUCUUCUUCUUCUUCUUCUCCUCUCUCUCUCUCUCUCUCUCUCUCUCUCUCUCUCUCUCUAUGGAAUCCAAGGAAUUAUUCUCCACCAAUCUGCUAGACGGCACAUUUGCCUCCCAUAUUCAGAGGCAACAGGGUUCAAUACCUUCAGUUAUAAUCAUUGGUGGUGGUAUAUCGGGUGUAGCUGCUGCACAUAUCCUCAAUGAUGCAUCAUUUAAGGUGAUCUUGCUAGAAUCAAGGGAUAGACUUGGCGGACGUAUUCAUACAGACUACUCAUUUGGUUGUCCAGUAGAUAUGGGAGCAUCAUGGCUACAUGGUGUUUGCAAUGAGAAUCCCUUAGCUCCACUGAUACGUGGUCUAGGGCUUACAAUGUACCGUACAAGUGGUGAUAACUCUGUGUUGUACGACCAUGAUUUAGAAAGCUAUAUGCUCUAUGAUGUGGAUGGCCAUCAAGUUCCUCAACAUAUAGUCAUUGAAGUUGGAGAAACAUUUAAGAGAAUUCUAGAAGAGAUAGGGAAAGUAAGAGAUGAGCAUACUGAUGACCUGUCUGUUCUUCAAGCAAUUUCAAUUGUGUUGGAUAGACUUCCCGAUUUAAGACAAAAAGGACUUGCCCAUGAAGUGUUGCAAUGGUACAUAUGUAGAAUGGAAGCUUGGUUUGCAGCAGAUGCUGACAUGAUAUCUUUAAAAAGCUGGGAUCAGGAGCAUGUUCUUUCUGGUGGUCAUGGGCUUAUGGUGCAAGGUUAUGAUCCUGUAAUAAAGGCUCUUGCAAAAGAUAUUGAUAUACGUUUGAAUCACCGGGUUACAAAGAUAUCCAACGGGUGUAAUAAGGUGAUGGUCACAGUUGAGGAUGGGAGGAUCUUUGUUGCAGAUGCUGCUAUUUUAACAGUACCCAUUGGGGUUCUCAAAGCCAAAUUGAUUGAAUUUGAGCCAAAAUUGCCUGACUGGAAGCUUUCUGCUAUUUCUGAUCUUGGUGUAGGAAAUGAAAAUAAGAUUGCCCUGCAAUUUGAUAAAGUUUUUUGGCCAAAUGUAGAAUUUCUGGGCACUGUUGCACCCAGUUCAUAUGCGUGUGGUUAUUUUCUCAAUCUUCACAAGGCAACAGGCCAUCCAGUCCUUGUCUACAUGGCUGCUGGAAGGUUUGCAUACGAUCUUGAGAAGCUGUCUGAUGAGUCUACUGCAAAUUUUGCGAUGUCACAACUCAAGAAAAUGUUUCCUGAUGCAACUGAGCCGGUUCAGUAUCUCGUGUCUCGUUGGGGAACAGACCCAAACUCUCUUGGUUGUUACUCGUAUGACUUGGUUGGAAAAUCUGAAGAUGUCUACGAGAGGCUUCGAGCACCCAUGGGUAAUCUUUUCUUUGCUGGAGAAGCAGUUAGUGUGGAAAAUCAGGGAUCUGUCCAUGGAGCUUACUCAGCUGGAGUCAUGGCUGCUGAAAACUGUCAGAUGCAUCUUUUAAAAAAACUUGGUGACAUGGAGAAGCUCCAAUUAGUUUCUCUUAGGAAUGAAAUUCUGAAAGAUGCAAUUCCUCUCCAGAUCUCGAGAAUGUAGUAUCUGCAGUUGACAUAUCUAAGAAAUGAAAAUUUGUUUAAGUCUUCUUCAAAA